Messenger RNA from Amaranthus tricolor (Joseph's coat), 1078 nucleotides. RefSeq lists its product as uncharacterized. Lineage: Eukaryota; Viridiplantae; Streptophyta; Magnoliopsida; Caryophyllales; Amaranthaceae. Bases 173 to 844 code for a protein of 223 amino acids. The transcript has 5 exons. The record is from RefSeq and is a predicted model, not a curated record. Gene Ontology annotation, biological process: cellular response to oxidative stress. Gene Ontology annotation, cellular component: cytoplasm. Gene Ontology annotation, molecular function: peptide-methionine (S)-S-oxide reductase activity.
GUCAAAGUCUUCAAUUACUUAUUGAAGUGUAAAAUAAGUUCAUUACCUUUCCCACCUAUCAAACACAUUUGUGCACAAAUCCUCACUGAUCUUCCCAACUGUAGAUUUUCAUAUUAUUAUUUCUGCAUUAUAUCCUCAAAAUUUAUACUAACAGAUAUAAAAAUUAUUUAUUAUGUAUAAAUUACUCCCACAAAUUAAUUAUUUCCCAGAUUUUCAAAUAACUCCAUUACCAUCAUCUCAACAAAUAAUCCCACCUCAAUUCAAGAAAACAGCAAUCUUUGCAGGAGGAAGUUUCUGGGCAGUUGAAGCUGCAUUUGGAAGUAUCAAUGGAGUUUACAAUACUUCUACUGGUUAUUUUGGAGGAAGUUUUAGUAAACCAUCACAUAAAGAGGUAUGUGAAGGAAGAACUGGUCAUACAGAAGCAGUGAAAUUAGUAUAUGAUAGCAGAAUCAUAUCAUUCUCAUCACUAUGUGAUCUUUUUUGGGAUAUUCACGAUCCCACCAACAAGGAUUAUCUUAAUUUUGGGUUAAAUACCCACCAAAGAUCAGUGAUUUUUUACUCAACAGAAGAGGAAAGAAAAGAAGCACAAAAAUCAAAGAUUAGGAAGCAAAUGAGGCUAAAUAAGAGAAUUGUAACAAAAAUUUUGGCAAUUGGGAAAUUGGAAUUCUACUUAGCAGAAAAUCAACACCAGAAAUAUUAUUUGCAAAAAUACCAUUGGCUUUGUGGAAGUUUGGGACUAAGAAGCACACAACAUUUUGUGGGCUCAUUUAUUGCUUGCAAACUUAAUGGAAUAUUGGGGAUGAGUAAAGAGCAGAUAGUUGAUAAAUUAGCAACAUUUCUGUAAAAUCAAGAACUGCCUAAUCAUGCAAAGUUAGAUUGUAAAGAGAUUAUUAAAGAUUUUAGAGCAUUGGACCAAAAAUAGGACACUAAUGCAUAUUCAUAAAUUACUCUUAUUAUGUGUGUUAUUGUCACACUAGUGUUAUGUGUUCCUAAUUUUAUAAUACACUGGCUAUUUUGUCUUAUCAACAUCAUUAAUCUAAUAUUCCAUCUAAUAUUUCGCGUAUGCGUCAUUAGAACU